Diprion similis is the source of this 1367-nucleotide messenger RNA. Its product is annotated as glycine-rich cell wall structural protein. The record is from RefSeq and is a predicted model, not a curated record. The transcript has 3 exons. Lineage: Eukaryota; Metazoa; Arthropoda; Insecta; Hymenoptera; Diprionidae. Bases 71 to 1069 code for a protein of 332 amino acids.
AGUCUGUAUAAAAGGGGGCCUCAAGACAUCCACGGAGCAUCAGUCCUCAAAUCAAGGAACCGCAGCAACCAUGAGGGCAUUCAUGAUCGUGGCGCUAGCCGCGGUGGCUAUGGCAAGGCCGGAGGCCGGUUACUCUUACUCGCAGCCUCCUAGCGGAAGCUACGGCACACCCGGAAGUGGAGGACUGGGAGGACUGAGUCUCGGGGGCGGCCAUGGAGGCGGCGGUCUGAGUCUCGGGGGCGGCCAUGGCGGCGGCGGUCUGAGUCUCGGGGGCGGCCAUGGCGGCGGCGGCGGCGGCGGUUUCUCAAGCUUUGGCUCCAGCAGCUCCGGAAGUUUCGGAGGUGGAUCAUUUGGAGGUCUUUCCAGUGGUUCGUUUGGAGGUUCCUCCGGUGGAUCCUUUGGAGGCUUCGGCGGAUCAGGCGGCGGCUUCGGCGGAUCAGGCGGCGGAUUCGGGGGUGGACUUGGUGGCGGAUUUGGAGGCGGCGCUGUAGGCGGCGGUGGCUCCCUCAUCCAGAAGCACAUCUACGUCCACGUCCCACCCCCAGAGGCGCCUGAAGACAGGCCCGCCAGGCCUAUCCAGGCCCCAGCGCCCCCACAGAAGCACUACAAAAUCAUCUUCAUCAAGGCCCCAACCCCACCCACCCCCACCGCCCCCGUCAUCCCAGCUCUGCCUCAACAGGACGAACAGAAGACUCUCAUCUACGUUUUGGUCAAGAAACCCGAUGAGGCACCAGAAAUCAAUCUGCCAACCAUCGCUCCCACUCAGCCCAGCAAGCCAGAGGUCUACUUCAUCAAGUACAAGACCCAGAAAGAGGUCACGUCCGGCGGUGGUGGUGGAAUCGGCGGAGGAAUCGGAGGAGGAAUCGGCGGAGGAAUCGGCGGAGGACUUGACGGCGGAAUCGGCGGUGGAAUCGGCGGUGGUCACGGCGGCGGUCUUGGCGGCGGUCUUGGCGGCGGUCUUGGCGGCGGUCACGGUGGCGGCGACGGACACGGAUCGAUCGGCGGAGGCAGCGGCCCCAGCGGACCGAGCUCAAACUACGGUCCCCCUGGUGCCUCAGGCCCCUACUAGUCAACUAUAUUUCGCGGUCCCUUUUCCCCAGCCUUUAAGACCCCCAAAUCCCACUCAUACGAACUCGCGAUGCUCACACGUACACAGACACACAGGGACGAUGCUUGGGACUCGCCCAAUCCCGGUCUCGUCUGCUAUUUGUAAUAUAAUUAUACGAAACGAAUACACUAUUAUUUUUAUACGACUGUAUUAUAUAAGCGAAUAUGAUGAGAGGAUGAUGAUGAUGUUUUUUAUACAUAUUUUUUGCAAGAAAACGGUGGCGAAAUAAAGCUUUUUUAUGUAGUUUUACAUAAAAAUU